GGCUGCAGCGGCUGUGUCUGGAGCAGCAUCCCGGAGGAGUGGGGAACCUCGUUUACCUAAUCCAGCCCCCCGAGUCCGGGGAGCUGCCCCGGCGGCCGUCACCAUGGUGAAGGAGCAGUUCCGGGAGACGGAUGUGGCCAAGAAAAUAAGCCACAUCUGUUUUGGAAUGAAGUCACCCGAGGAGAUGCGCCAGCAGGCACACAUCCAGGUUGUGAGUAAGAACCUGUACAGCCAGGACAACAACCACGCCCCCUUGCUGUACGGGGUGCUUGACCACAGGAUGGGCACCAGUGAGAAGGACCGUCCUUGUGAAACCUGUGGGAAAAACUUGGCUGACUGCCUGGGCCACUACGGAUACAUUGACCUGGAGCUGCCUUGUUUUCACGUGGGGUACUUCCGAGCCGUCAUAGGCAUCUUGCAGAUGAUCUGCAAAACCUGCUGCCACAUCAUGCUGUCCCAGGAGGAAAAGAAGCAGUUUCUGGAUUAUCUCAAGAGGCCCGGCCUGACCUACCUCCAGAAGCGAGGGCUGAAGAAGAAAAUCUCUGAUAAAUGCCGAAAGAAAAACAUCUGCCAUCACUGUGGCGCUUUCAAUGGUACUGUAAAGAAGUGUGGUUUACUGAAGAUAAUUCAUGAGAAAUACAAGACCAACAAAAAAGUGGUAGAUCCUAUCGUAUCGAAUUUCCUUCAUUCUUUUGAAACGGCCAUCGAGCACAACAAAGAAGUGGAGCCCCUGCUGGGGAGGGCACAGGAAAACUUGAAUCCCUUAGUAGUUCUGAAUUUAUUUAAGCAAAUCCCAGCUGAAGAUGUCCCUCUUCUUCUGAUGAACCCAGAAGCUGGAAAGCCCUCCGAUUUGAUUCUCACGCGACUUUUAGUCCCCCCCCUGUGCAUCAGACCCUCCGUCGUGAGUGAUUUGAAGUCUGGCACCAAUGAAGAUGAUCUGACAAUGAAAUUGACAGAAAUCAUUUUCCUAAAUGAUGUCAUUAAAAAGCAUCGGAUAUCAGGAGCCAAGACCCAGAUGAUCAUGGAAGACUGGGACUUCUUGCAGCUGCAGUGUGCCCUCUACAUCAACAGCGAGCUCUCAGGCAUCCCCCUCAACAUGGCGCCCAAGAAAUGGACCCGGGGUUUUGUCCAGCGCCUGAAGGGAAAACAGGGUCGAUUUAGAGGCAACCUCUCAGGAAAGAGGGUGGAUUUUUCUGGCAGAACUGUCAUCUCACCUGACCCCAACCUCCGGAUUGAUGAGGUAGCUGUGCCAGUUCAUGUGGCCAAAAUUCUAACUUUUCCUGAGAAAGUAAACAAAGCAAACAUUAACUUUUUGAGGAAACUGGUUCAAAAUGGACCUGAAGUUCACCCAGGAGCCAAUUUCAUUCAGCAGAGACACACGCAGAUGAAAAGGUUUUUGAAAUACGGAAAUAGGGAAAAGAUGGCUCAGGAGCUCAAGUAUGGGGACAUUGUGGAGAGGCACCUCAUAGACGGGGAUGUGGUGCUGUUCAACCGGCAGCCCUCGCUGCACAAGCUGAGCAUCAUGGCGCACCUGGCCAGGGUCAAGCCCCAUCGGACCUUCAGAUUUAACGAGUGUGUGUGUACACCCUACAAUGCGGAUUUUGAUGGCGAUGAGAUGAAUCUUCAUCUUCCACAAACAGAAGAAGCUAAAGCAGAGGCCCUUGUUCUAAUGGGGACUAAAGCAAAUCUUGUAACUCCAAGGAAUGGAGAACCACUAAUUGCUGCUAUUCAGGAUUUUCUAACAGGUGCCUAUCUCCUUACUCUUAAGGACACUUUCUUUGACCGAGCCAAGGCAUGCCAAAUCAUUGCUUCAAUAUUGGUGGGCAAGGAUGAGAAAAUUAAAGUUCGUCUCCCACCUCCUACAAUAUUAAAGCCUGUCACCCUGUGGACAGGAAAGCAGAUCUUCAGUGUCAUCCUCAGACCUAGUGAUGACAAUCCAGUGAGGGCCAACCUUCGAACCAAGGGCAAGCAGUACUGUGGCAAAGGAGAAGACCUCUGUGUCAAUGAUUCCUAUGUCACUAUCCAGAACAGUGAGCUGAUGAGUGGCAGCAUGGACAAAGGAACACUGGGAUCAGGAUCCAAGAACAAUAUUUUUUACAUUUUGCUGCGAGACUGGGGACAGAAUGAAGCCGCCGAUGCCAUGUCGAGGCUUGCCAGGCUGGCUCCUGUCUACCUCUCAAACCGUGGAUUCUCAAUUGGGAUUGGUGACGUCACACCUGGUCAAGGGCUGCUAAAGGCCAAGAAUGAGUUGCUGAACGCUGGCUACAAAAAAUGUGAUGAGUACAUCGAAGCCCUAAACACAGGCAAGCUGCAGCAGCAGCCUGGCUGCACUGCGGAGGAGACGCUGGAGGCUCUGAUCCUGAAGGAGCUGUCGGUGAUCCGAGACCAUGCGGGCAGCGCCUGCCUCCGGGAGCUGGACAAGAGCAACAGUCCCCUCACCAUGGCUUUGUGCGGCUCCAAAGGUUCCUUCAUUAACAUAUCACAGAUGAUUGCCUGUGUGGGACAGCAAGCCAUCAGUGGCUCCCGGGUGCCAGAUGGCUUUGAAAACAGGUCCUUGCCUCACUUUGAAAAACACUCAAAGCUCCCAGCUGCCAAAGGCUUUGUGGCUAAUAGCUUUUAUUCUGGUUUGACACCAACUGAGUUUUUCUUCCACACAAUGGCUGGCCGGGAAGGUCUAGUCGACACGGCCGUAAAGACAGCUGAAACGGGAUACAUGCAGAGAAGGCUUGUGAAGUCCCUUGAAGAUCUUUGUUCACAGUAUGAUUUGACAGUCCGAAGCUCUACGGGAGAUAUUAUACAGUUCAUUUACGGGGGAGAUGGCUUAGAUCCCGCAGCUAUGGAGGGAAAAGAUGAGCCCUUGGAGUUUAAAAGGGUUCUGGACAACAUCAAAGCAGUCUUCCCGUGUCAGAGCGAGCCUGCGCUCAGUAAAAAUGAACUGGUCCUGAGCACCGAGUCGAUCAUGAAGAAGCACGAGUUCCUCUGCUGCCAGGACAGCUUCCUGCAGGAAAUAAAGAACUUCAUUAAGGGGGUUUCUGAGAAGAUCAAGAAAACCAGAGAUAAAUACGGCAUCAACGAUAACGGCACAACAGAGCCCCGGGUGCUGUACCAGUUGGACCGGAUCACCCCCACCCAAAUAGAAAAGUUUCUGGAGACCUGUAGGGACAAGUACAUGAGGGCACAGAUGGAGCCCGGUUCUGCGGUAGGCGCACUCUGUGCCCAGAGCAUCGGCGAGCCGGGCACCCAGAUGACCCUGAAGACGUUCCACUUCGCAGGCGUGGCCUCCAUGAACAUCACCCUGGGUGUGCCCCGCAUCAAAGAGAUCAUCAACGCUUCCAAAGCCAUCAGCACUCCAAUCAUCACGGCUCAGCUAGACAAGGAUGAGGAUGCAGAUUACGCUCGCCUCGUGAAAGGAAGAAUUGAGAAAACUCUCUUGGGAGAGAUUUCAGAGUAUAUCGAAGAAGUGUUCCUUCCCGACGACUGCUUUAUCCUCGUCAAGCUCUCCCUGGAACGGAUUAGACUUCUGAGGCUGGAAGUGAACGCGGAGACGGUGCGGUACUCCAUCUGCAUGUCCAAGCUCCGAGUGAAGCCGGGCGACGUGGCUGUUCACGGCGAGGCCGUGGUGUGUGUCACCCCCCGCGAGAACAGCAAGAGCUCCAUGUACUAUGUGCUGCAGUUCCUGAAGGAGGACCUCCCCAAGGUGGUGGUGCAGGGCAUCCCAGAGGUGUCCAGAGCCGUCAUCCACAUCGACGAGCAGAGUGGGAAGGAGAAGUACAAGCUCCUGGUGGAGGGCGACAACCUGCGGGCGGUCAUGGCCACUCACGGUGUGAAGGGCACCCGCACCACCUCCAAUAACACCUACGAGGUGGAGAAAACUCUGGGCAUUGAAGCUGCCCGGACAACGAUCAUCAAUGAGAUCCAGUACACGAUGGUCAACCACGGCAUGAGCAUCGACCGGAGGCACGUGAUGCUGCUCUCCGACCUCAUGACCUACAAGGGUGAAGUCCUGGGCAUCACUAGGUUUGGCCUGGCCAAGAUGAAGGAGAGUGUGCUGAUGCUGGCCUCCUUCGAGAAGACGGCUGACCACCUCUUUGACGCCGCCUACUUCGGGCAGAAGGACUCCGUGUGUGGGGUGUCCGAAUGCAUCAUCAUGGGGAUCCCCAUGAACAUUGGCACCGGGCUCUUCAAGCUGCUCCACAAGGCCAACAGGGACCCGAGCCCUCCCAGGAGGCCCCUGAUCUUCGACACAAAGGAAUUCCACAUCCCCCUUGUCACAUAGUCCCGGGAAGAGGGGACCACUCCUGCCCUCGGCUCCUGUCUUGUCUAGAAAGGGGCUCGAGACCAGCAGCUGCCUCGGCUUUGUGCUCCUUGGAACAGAGGCCCUGAUGUCCCCAUCAUGCCAGCAGCCAGGGCAGGCCCCCUGCCCCCCGGGAGCAGCUCACCAGUGACCCUGACCACCCACAGUGCUUGGCCAGGACAGCUGAGGUUUCUCCACACCUGCCGCCCACUCUACCUCUCUGACACGAGGCGGCCUCACUCAUCCCCCCCUCACCUGUCUGUCCAGCGGCUCCCAGGAACGAGGGGCCUGAGAUCCAGGGCCAGGACACCGUCCCAGGUUUUCCGCCCCUCGGUCCUGCCCGACUCGCAGUGUGAUGUACUUGUGUAAAUAUUGUUACUAUUAUUUAUUUGUUCCGUUUGAAAAAGUUGGAUUUUUUGUUAUUUGGUUUUACUUUUGAAACCCAGCAGCUUAGAAACCAAGGAAGCCAGCAUUGAAGCCUCACUGGAAAAACUGGUUGAGCCAAUGAGACUGUCUGGGGCUGGAAAGUGAGCUGAGCCUGUCGUGAGGCCGAGCUGCUCUGAAACGCUUUCUCGUGCCCUGGUUACCCCGUUGAUUCGUCUGCCUCCAGCUCCUUCAGGUUGUGGCACUGCCUUGUCACUCUACCUGUGACAGAGGUGGGGGCCCAUUCUUCGUGGCCCACGGGAGCCUUGCCGGUGAUCGGGGCCUGCUGGGGUGGGAUUGUCAGUGUUCUUGGAGCUGCCAGCACUCCCUGGGUGGCCUCCCCACCCUCCUGAAGUAAUCGCCUGUGUGCGCAGGCGACAGGUGCAGAACUGGUGGCCUGAGACGUGCCCCAGGGCAGUGGCAGCAGGUGCCAGCUGUAAGGGGUGAAAGGGUCACCCAGACAGGAAGGGAAAGGCCCACAUGGGGUGGGGUCAGCUGGUGCCAGACCACCCUCUGCUGGUGACUGCACCUCACAGGUGGGUUUCAUGGCCUCUGGAGUAUAGGAUGGCGGGAGGGAACACCAGCAGCACCCGCUCUCCUCUGUGGCACACGCUUGAAAUGGGGGAGGAGAGAUGGCGGCAGUAGUGUGUUUCUGUAACAAAGACGCAUUGCCAGGAGCCCUGGCCACCUGGGAGCGCUCUGGGGGCUGACGUGUCCAUGGGACGGGAUUGCAAUGGCUGCAGAUGGGUUGGGUGUAGAUCAGCAUGUGUCUCAGAACAGAAGGGUUCUGCGAGGGAGCUCACCACCCAGUGAGAAGUGAGGGGUCCUGCAGGCACUGGUUCUCGGGUACUGCAGCCUGCUGGGACCACGGGCACAGGCGGUGUUGGCUGGGAGCUGUGUGCUCCCCGCUGUGUUUGCCAUGGGGAUGUGGGGGUGAAAUUGUCCCUAAUGGAAUCCUCUCCCUGCCCUGGGCACUGGACUUUAUAGUGAGCACAGAGCUUGAAGACCAGACAGCAAUAUGUUCUCCAGAGUGAGCUCUAUAGGUUAGGUUUUAGUCUGGGCCUCUUUGGAAGAAAUAAGAAAAACAUGUAUAUUCUGUCUCAGCCAUUCACAGAUACAUAUUCCUUCCUAGUCAUCUGUCUAGCAGUUUGCCCUCUUUUAUCUUUUACAAAGGAUUAAAAUAGCUAUUGACUCCAUUACAACCCCUGCUGUGUUCAGCACUUUGAGCGGAGGAACAUCCCAGAGUUUCAGUGCGUGUCAGUUAAAUUAUGGUGUGUUUCCAUUUCAGGGUUUAUCCGUGUGCAUUCACACUGAUUCAUGUCUGAUUGAACCUGACACUGUAUAAUGAUUUUUGUAAAAUUUUGCUCUCUCUUGGCAGAAUUCUAUUUUUCUACCAAAGCUCAAAAGAGGAAAAAUUGAUAAACGUAAAACUGUAGCGAUUCAUCCUGUAGGUCAGCAAAUUUCAGCUGGUGUGCUGCAAGAAUUUGUAAAGCUGGCAAUGCCUGGCCAUUUAGUCGAGAGCACUGAACUCUUUGCAGUGGUUCUCAACCUUCUGGCCCUUUAAAUACAGUUCCUCAUGUUGUGACCCAGCCAUAAAAUUAUUUUCGUUGCUACUUCAUAACUGCAAUGUUGCUACUGUUAUGAGUCAUAAUGUAAAUAUCUGAUAUGCAGGAUGGUCUUAGGCAACCCCUGUGAAAGGGUCAUUCAACCCCCAAAGGGGUCGCGACCCACAGGUUGAGAACCGCUGCCUUAGAGCAACAAAUUAAAGAAUGACAACAGUCAACACAACAGUAGCCAUUCGGUGUGAAUGAAUCAAAACUAUACAGUUUUUUUGUCUGAUCGGCAAAAAAAAAUACAUAUUUUGGUGUGCCACAGCAUUUUAGUAGUUAAUGUGUGCCACAAUGAGAAGGUUGGACGUCGCUGCUGUGGGUUGUGAAGCAGAUGAUUGGGAUAUGUGCAGGCUCCGACUCAACCAGUGUCCCUGCCGCAAGCACACUGUCAGGUGCUGGGGUCAGCAGUAAGCGCCAGCCCCACCCUGUGACGGAGCUGAUUCAAAGCCAGGGAGGCAGUAGUGCCCCUAAGUACUGGAAGUGCCACCUGGCCAGGACCAGGUGCCAACUCAACUGCUCAUUCAACAAAUGAGGGCCCCCUAUGUCUAAGGCACUGUUCUAAGAACUAGAAAUACAGCAGUAAAACAGGUCCGUUAGAUACAGACGCAUCUUAAAAUAGUUCAGCAAAGGGAGUAGAGAAAAGAGGUUCUGCAUCAAACUUGGCAAGAAGUGCCUCUAGCAUAAUCUAGGGCCUGGUUCCUGUGGGCAGGCUCAGCACUCCAGGCCUCACUAGGGUCCCUCUGAGCCAGAGCACCCCCCGCCCCAGGUUCCAACCUUCCCCUCAGAACCCUUUAAGCCCCCAGUUUGGUCUCUUUGCCUUGGGCGUGGAUGCCAGAGCAUGUGUCUUGAGCAGAGGACAGCCUGCAGACCCUGGGAAAUCGUGCUACCAUCCUCUCCCCAGCCCCAGCAUACUUGCAGUGUUAGUGAGUGGAGUUUAAGACCAUGCGUUUUGGUUAAGCUUCUGCUCCGUACCCAGCAGUGUGCCGGGCCCUUAGGGACAGUCCCUGCAUGCAUGGGACUUGCCCAUCUGUCUGCAGUCAUCAUGUUAAAAGCCUGGGUUCUGUGAUCAGACUAUUGGAACUCAAAUCCCAACUUCCCUUUUCUAUCUGGUGACCUUGAACCUCUCUUGGCUUCACUCAUAAGAUAGGAAUGCUUUUGAAGGGUACCUAACUCAGGGUCAGUUUCAAUGUGAUUGUGCAUAGAAGGUCUUAGUGCAGCACCUGGCACAGAGCAUACACUCAUUAAGUGUGCUUGCAUUUUUAUUAUGUGAUAAUCACUAUUUUUACUAAAAAACACAGUCUAAAAAUCACAAGUAAAACCCAAUUCUAAUCCUUUUCAAUUCCUCCAGAUGGAGCAGUGCUUUGAGGCAUUGGAGAUCAGGCCUCCCGACUUCCCCCUGCCCACUUCUGCUCAGGAGUAGGUUUCAGUGUUUCGUACCACACAGGAGAGCCAGGGAAGGGCUGACACCGCAGUCAUGUAGCCAAGGGCCUGAGCACUUAAGUUUGAGCCCUAGAGCAAAAGUGAUCUCAAAUGAAGGUUUAUGGGUAGUAAGACCAAAAUAACAGGUUGUUUAUUUUUUAUUGAGAGAGAUGGAUAUGGAUAUUUAUAUAAGGUUAUUAUAUAACAGGGUGUCCCAUGACGGGGAACUUAACUUCUUUGUCUCUUAAAGGAAAAGCUGCUAUUUAAAAGUUGUCAGCGAGGACUAUGUAAAGACAUUGGUAAUAAUGGUUGCCUCCGGAUAGAAACAGAUGACUAGGGUACUGGUGGAGGUGACUUUAUUUUCACUCCGUGCUCUGUUGUACCUUCUGAGGGUAUUUCCAGUUCUUUUUAAAUCAAUAUCUGAUGCUAAAAAAAAAUCCUGUCACCUUGGAACUGACUUGGUUCUGAGUGUUCUGUUCUGAGAGGAGCUGAGUGGUAGCAGGUAGACACCAGAUAUUCAGGGAGAAAGGUAUUGUUGUCAGGAUCAGAUCACACAAAAAACCUAACAGUCUUAAAUGCCUAAGACUUUCUUUCUGACGCAAAGCCAAUAGGGGGCAUUCCGGGGCUGACAGCAGUUUUCCAAGGCUGUGGGGGACCCAGGUCCCUCUCAGCCUCACCUCCCACAUCCCAGGGUAUGAUCCCGGCCUCAUUCCUCAUGGCCCAAGGUAGCUGGUGGAGACCCGGCAUUCCAGCCAAGAGGAGGAGGGGAAGAAAGCCAUAACUUUUGAGACCUUUCCCCAAAGUUACUUGACAUCCGUGUUAAUGUCCCCUCAGCCAGCACUAGCGAAGCCCAGCUCCAAGGGAGGCUGAAAAAUGUUUGGGUUCUGGGCGGCUGUGUGCUUAUCUAAAAGUAGGGGCUUCUGUUAGCAAAGAAAAAGGAACAGGAAGUGGGAAACAAUUGUCUCCGCCUUUGGUGUAUCGGGAUUUUAAUUUGUUUUUUGACAAAGGUCGGCAUGUCCCCCUAAGCCCCCCGGAACUAGAAUGUGCUGGGGCGGGUAGGACCCAGGCGCCUUCAGAAGAGGGACUGAGACCCUGACCCUUCCUGCUCCCUUUGUUUCUGUUUCUUGCAACUCUUAUGCCUGAGUUGUUUUUAAUAAACUGACUAUUAAAUUAGGUCACAUUCACUGAGCAGACUGUUGAAAAUAUAUCUGGGCUGAUGGAAAAUAUAACUGUCAAGCUAUUCAAUAAAUUACACUAUUUAUUGCUCACCUACUGUAGCCUGGCCCAAUACCAGGUGCUGGGUAUAGAGUGACAAACAGUUCCUUUGCCUCUUUUCUUUAGAAUUAAUCCAGUCACCACACUGUCCAACAGAAAUACAAUACAAGCCACUGAUGGAAUUUUAAA
Molecule: messenger RNA, 9150 nt
Organism: Myotis daubentonii (Daubenton's bat)
Lineage: Eukaryota; Metazoa; Chordata; Mammalia; Chiroptera; Vespertilionidae
Gene: POLR3A
Product: RNA polymerase III subunit A
Biological process (GO): DNA-templated transcription
Molecular function (GO): DNA binding; DNA-directed RNA polymerase activity
Source: RefSeq, a predicted model, not a curated record